CUUGCGCGGGCACACCCAUUCCGUCGACUCCAGGCAGCCCCGCCCCAACGUUUUUUUUCCGCUGCGAACGGCGGAGCUGGGAACGCUGCCUUCGACUCUCCCUCUACUGGAGUGUAAUGUCGCAAGGUUGGGGUAGAAAGCUCUGGGUUUGCGACCGUAGCUCUCGCUUUCCGGCCAACACAGAGACAGACGUGCCUGAAUGCUGGUUGAGGUGGUGAGGCCCGAGGCAGCUUCCAGAAUUUCUGAGCAAUCCUGGUCAGUACAAGAUGGACCCUGUAGUCUUGAGUUACAUGGACAGUCUACUGCGGCAAUCAGAUGUCUCACUAUUGGAUCCUCCAAGCUGGCUCAAUGACCGUAUUAUUGGGUUUGCCUUUGAGUACUUUGCCAAUAGUGAGUUUCAUGACUGCUCUGACCAAGUCUGCUUCAUCAGUCCUGAAGUCACCCAGUUCAUCAAGUGCACUAGCAACCCAGCAGAGAUUGCCAUGUUCCUUGAACCCCUGGACAUCCCCAACAAGAGAGUUGUAUUUUUAGCCAUCAAUGAUAAUUCCAACCAGGCAGCUGGGGGAACCCAUUGGAGUUUGCUGGUUUAUCUCCAAGAUAAAAAUAGCUUUUUUCAUUAUGACUCCCAUAGCAGAAGCAACUCAGUUCAUGCAAAGCAGGUAGCAGAAAAAUUGGAGGCUUUCUUAGGCAGAAAAGGAGACAAACUAGUGUUUGUGGAAGAGAAAGCCCCUGCUCAACAAAACAGCUAUGACUGUGGGAUGUACGUGAUAUGUAACACUGAGGCCUUGUGUCAGAACUUUUUUAGACAACAGCCAGAAUCACUAUUGCAGCUACUCACUCCUAUAUACAUCACAAAGAAGAGGGGAGAAUGGAAAGAUCUCAUUGCCAGACUUGCUAAAAAUUAGAUAUUGUAUAUUUGUGACUUUUGAAGUCUCAUUCUGCCUGUCCCCAUUUGUUGGAUGGCUGCAAUCUCAGUGCCUGAGGGAAGAUGCCGGAUAGAAGCAAGCUUAGGAUUUUUACUUUUUCCUGAAAAAAUGUCAUCCUCUACAUUAUCCUAAUGGAAAGUUUCAUUUUAACCGUACCUUGAAAACACAAUGUUCUAUGAAAAUGUCUUGAAGUUAUGCACCAAAACCUUAAAACCAAGCUAUUGUAACAUUUAUUAAUUACCUUUUGGUCUCCAUUAGCCACAUUGGCUUAUUCCAAAGGAAAAGCAGUGAUCUGUAAAACAAAUUAAGGAUAUGUGAAAUCUAGAGGAAUGCAAGAAGAAAACUAUAAAAGAACCAAAAACUUAUUGCGUAGUCCACUGGCUGGAAGCAGAUCAAGAUCUAAAUAUUAUGAGAAUCAAUUAUUCACUUCUGUGCUAUCUCUUCCAUUCACCAUGCAAAGCUUUCCUGGCUAUCAGCACACCCUUUGCAAAGAUUUUGUUAGCCCAUCUUUCCCCAUCUGAUUCCUGGAUGCUUUAUGAAAGGGGGAAUCAAGUAACUUUAUUAAAUUAAAUGGCUCUGGUAGACCACUUAGUUUGCUCAGUAAGUGGUCAAUUUGCUACUCUGAAUUGAUAAUAGCUUUCAUUAACCUUGUCUAUUAGCCAUGUGCACACUCCUUCCUUAUAUCCAAAGUUCUGUGGUUUUAAAACUCAGCUGAUAACUUCUCACGGUUAUCUGUUAUUUCAAAUAAGUAUUUCUUCUUUCUAAUAGUUUUUUCUCUCCUCUUUACCCUUAAUCUGGCAGAAUUGUUUGAUUUAUAUCAUGGUGAUUUCAGAACUACAAUUGUACCUGAAAUUUACAAACUAAAUAUUAGUUUGUUUUUGAGCUACAAAGGAGAAAGGGUGACCUUAAUUCAAAAUGCAGACAAUGUCAUUUUUAAAAUGUGGAAUGAAGAGUAAAAAGAAAUGCUGUCCCUUCUAA
Messenger RNA from Myotis brandtii (Brandt's bat), 1904 nucleotides. RefSeq names its product SUMO/sentrin peptidase family member, NEDD8 specific (gene SENP8). Gene Ontology annotation, molecular function: deNEDDylase activity; cysteine-type peptidase activity. The coding region runs from base 267 to 905 and encodes 212 amino acids. The transcript has 2 exons. The record is from RefSeq and is a predicted model, not a curated record. Gene Ontology annotation, biological process: proteolysis. Lineage: Eukaryota; Metazoa; Chordata; Mammalia; Chiroptera; Vespertilionidae.